Messenger RNA from Cotesia congregata, 3336 nucleotides. The record is from the annotation of a GenBank genome assembly. NCBI's taxonomy places the organism in Eukaryota, Metazoa, Arthropoda, Insecta, Hymenoptera, Braconidae.
AUGACCUACAUCUCUAUUACCCCAUAUUGUAAAUCCCUAUCCACAUACAACUUACCCCCCUCCCCCACCAGAUCGUACAGGAAAAACUUCAGGCCCAAAAAUUUACCAAGCGAUCCCCUUCACAGGGGGAGACCCCUCACGGCGGGGAGCGGAAAAGGUCUGGCGCCAGUGGCCGCGGAGUGGGGGUUUGUUGUGUCUAGCUCUCGUUGCCCCAUACUACUUCCAUUUCAAAUGAAGAGCCGAAUUCAACGAACCCCCGUGAAAAAAAAAACUGAUACAAUUAAACCUGCAAAUAAAUCAAUACGCCCGCUUAAAUUCACGAACCCCGUGGACCCUCCAAAACCUCCUGAUCCUCCCGAUGAUCCUUUACCAGAACCUAGAGCAAGAAAUAGUGCUUUUCCUAACCUUGUGCAAAAGCGUAAUGCAAUUGUAGAAACCGAUUCCGAACAGGAAAACAUUCCUGCGAAAAAUCGUACAAAUGCAUUGCGUUUUGUCUUCGAUGUUGAAGAUGACACAGGCGAUUCAUCUGCUAAUACCAUAAUAAAUCCUUCAGUUCCACCACCCCCGAAUAAAAAAAUAGUCGAAGUUUCGGCUGAAUCUUCUUCCCAAGAUCCUUAUUGGUGGGAUCCCAAUGUACAAGCAGACCAAGCCACAACAUCAAAUGGACAAGACAACAAAAAUCGGAAGUCUUCUCCGGUCACUUUUCAACAUCCACUAGGAAAUUCUACACCUCUUUCUCAUAUUGGCGAUUCAGAGACAGAAGAUGAUCGUCCCCCACAGCAGGCACGCGCUUCUUUACCCCAAAUACCUGAAGAAUUUUCAUCGGACCCCUCACUCCCGUCGGAACAAGUUGAAAAUUUUGAAAACCCUAACUCUCUCGCUCAUAAUAUUACUAAUGAACUCUUUUAUCCAAAUAUAUAUCGUGAAAAACCUAAACUUUUGGAAAUACAUUCAACUAACGAAAAUUUGACAUAUUACCGAGAUAAUUAUUUACACUUCAUUUCCGCAGAUUGUGAAUUUACAACGCAAAUUUCUAGAUUAUUAAUUGAUACCGAUUAUAUUAACCCUCAAGAUAUUAAAUUAAAGAAACCUAAAGUACAGCAAAUUUUAGUAACUCCUAAAGGAAAACAUAAAGUUCUUAGUGCAGUAAUUACCAAUAAACACUAUGAUGAAACUACUAUUCCAGAACUUAAAAAUAUAUUAUUGGUCCUUAAAGAUGUUAUUAAUCAUUAUGAAUUAAAAACACUAAGAAUAUCUAAAAAUGGAGACAUACAUUCCAGAAAUAUUCAUUCUCACAGGGUGAUGAUGGGAGCCAUUCAACUAGCCAUUUUAGUAAGCUCUCUCCUGCAGCCGAUCUCUGGUUUUAUAGCUUUCGACUGUAGUACUCCCUUUCUAAAUAUCACUACGCUUUCUUUAUUGGACGUUAAAGAUUGUAAUAUUCCACCACCUAAACCGGUUAUUACACACAGCAACGUACAACUUUUACAGACCCUUGACUUUUCUAUGAUUAAGAUCAUUCAAUGUAAACUCAAGGUUCGUCGUAUUAUUCGUUAUUGUGGAGAGUUAAGCCAUCUUUUUGGUGAAAGUAUCCCGUCAGAAAAGAUGAAAGUGCUCCUAGGAAUUUUACCAUUCUUCGUUUUACUACCUGUGGUAGUCACCAGCGAUAAUAAUAAAAUACAAACAACACCUUUACAAUCCGGUCUUUUAUUUGAAGAAGUAAACAAAAUUCGAUUUAAUCAAGGUCAUUGGAAGGUGGCAUCUUCACUUUUUCCAAUUGAUCUUUUGCUUUAUAGACCAAACCUUCCGCAAUUGAAAGCUUCUUUAGUCUAUAACAAUUGCGAAACACACUUACUACACGAUAUACGCAACCAAAUCAUAGAUCGUCACAACUUCGAAUAUUUAAACUCGGAAAUAGACUUAUAUAUUGCUAAGAUUUUUGAUGAACUAAGAGCAUUAGAUAUUUCCACUAAAGACUCAACACCAACAUUUACAGUUUCUGAUAAUAUGAAAUUUGAAUCUUACUUUAGAAAAAUAGACAAUUAUAACUUGCCAGAAAAUUCGAGUCAUCAUACACAAAACAAUAAAACUUUGCUCUUAAAUGAGAAUACUCAAUUUAUAAACUCAAUUCCAUAUGAUACUUUCGAAGCUAUAAGAGAGAGACAAUCAAAUUGCAUAAAAUUGAGUAAUCUUAUAAUCAAUCACCCAACCUCAACUUCCAAUUCGAAAACUCUUUCAGUUUUUCUAGAUAAAAUUAAAACAUGGUCUAUUCAUGUCCGAAAAUUAUUCGAUAACUAUCUAGACACACUGAAAGAGAUAAUGAUGGGUAUACAACUGGCUAGAGUAGGACAACUCUACCCAGGUAUAAUAAGCCCUAGUAAAAUCAUUACUAUAGCUGAAGGAAUGGUUAAAACUAAGCAAGGGAGAAUAUUACCUAUAUUACUCGAAAAAUUUACUUUUAAAGAUUUACUGAAAAAUAGGAUAUUAAUAUUUAUAACAAUACCUAUGUUAGAUUCUAAACUCUAUAAUUUAUAUAACCUUCACCCCUAUCCUGUUUCACAAACAUUCGGCAAAAACACUAAAGCCUCUGCCUACAUACAACCUCGAACAGAUUACCUGCUCACCUGUAUGAACAGAUAUUGGUACGCCCUCCUAACGGAGAAUGAAAUAAAACAGUGUACUCCAGUUGCUGAUUUCCUUCUGUGCCCAUUUAUUUUUCCUUUAUACGACUCAACUAUUGAUCCUGCUUGUGAAAUUUCAUUACUGAACAAUCAACCUCAUUUUAACGCACUAACGUGCGACAUAAGAAUGAGUCAAGCACACCAAUCCUACUGGAAACAAUUAACCACCACUCCAGGAUGGAUAUACUCACUACCUGAAACGGAAUCAAUAAUUAUAACUUGCAACGUAGCCAACACCGUUCCCGAAUUGCACACAUUUAUACCAUUAGCCAGGACAAGAAAUUUCGAUACGCCAAGAGUCAACAACUAUGGAGUUUUGAGAUAUGACUUCGAUUUGCAUCAAGCAAUAUUGGGCAUUUUGAAGACUAUCGAGAAACCGGUCGAAGUCUUCUUUCGUACUUAUAUAUUCUACAGUCUUCUCACCAUGCUUUUUAUCCUAAAUGUUUCCAUCGGUGUAAUACUAUUACUACGGAAAAGAAAGACCCAGGCAAUGUACAACUCUCUAAGCAUGGAGGAGAUACAACCCCCAUUACCCGAACCUACCACAAAUACUUACCUGAGUUUCUCGAAAUCAGAUGAAAUAAUUUACGAUACUCCAUCUGCCGUUAGAAAAGUCUGGUUUCAGGGGCCACUGGCAUCUUCAGCUUCUAGUAUUUAA